Molecule: messenger RNA, 2027 nt
Organism: Magnolia sinica
Lineage: Eukaryota; Viridiplantae; Streptophyta; Magnoliopsida; Magnoliales; Magnoliaceae
Exons: 15
Coding region: 126-1460 (444 amino acids)
Source: RefSeq, a predicted model, not a curated record
UCCUAACCGAACGAAGGCACCGUUAAUUUCAGAUCCGUCGUCUCUCUCCUCUCGCUCUCUCGCAGGGGAAACGCCUCUUCUCCUUCUCUCGGAGGCGAAAAUCUCCCCUGCAUCUUUUUCUAGUCAUGGAGGCGCAUCACGCAUCUCUAGGUCGUCGAACGCUGGAAGAAAUCCGUCAAAAGAGAGCGGCAGAAAGGAUAGGCAAACCUUCUGCCGGCUCGGAUCUUCCAACGCCGAGUCCGCACGGGAUGCAUAAAUCGGAUAGUGGGAAUCGAAUUUCCGAGAAGGAGAUUCAUGAUUUAUUAUCUCAACUCAAAGACCUUGAGAAAAAGAAUGCUGAAUUGGAAAAUGAGAACAAAAUAUUAUCUUCAAAGUUGGAGGUAAGGAAAGUAGAGAAUGAUGCAUUACAAAAGCGCUUAGCUGAUCUGGAGGAGAACAGUAUACCUUCUCUGAGGAAAGCUCUCAGGGAUGUUUCAAUGGAAAAGGAUGCAGCAGUCGUUGCACGGGAGGAUCUUUUGGCUCAACUUAGAACAGUUAAGAAGCGUUUAAAGGAGGCUGAAGAGGAACAAUACAGAGCCGAAGAAGAUGCAGCGGCUUUGAGAGCAGAAAUGAACUCUCUGCAGCAACAAGGAAUGGAAAAUCCAUUUGUUGGCAUUCCCUCUAUUGGUAAUUCACUAGAUAACUUCCAAGCCAUGGAGAAGGAAAUAUCUGAUUUAAAGACCGAGUUACAGCAAGAGUCCUUGUUAAGACAACAGGACCAACAAAGACUAGCAGAGGAGCAAAUCCGCACUUCCACCCUCAUGGCUGAAAAGAAUGUGCUGGAAGAAAGAUUAGAGGCAUUGUCCAAAAAGGCUUCAGCAGAAGAAGCAGAAGAAGCUGCUCGCAAUGCACUUUCAAUGCAAGACAGGGAGAAACUUGAGAAGCAAUUGCAUGAUAUGGCAAUGAUGGUUGAGAAAUUGGAAAGUAGUAGACAAAAACUUCUUAUGGAGAUUGACUCACAAUCGUCUGAGAUAGAGAGGCUCUUCGAGGAAAACUCUAAUCUGUCUGCCUCCUAUGAAGAUGCCAAAGGGGUGGUGGUACAGUGGGAGAACCAGGUGAAAGACUGCCUGAAGCAGAAUGAAGAGCUCCGCAGCCUGCUGGAUAAACUGCGAGCAGACCAAGCUAAUAUGUUGCAUGUAAGAGACAGGGAGGUUCGUUUAGGAGUGGAACCUGAAAAUGAUGGCAAAAAUGCAUCUGGUGCUCAAGCAUAUUCAUCUGAAAAUCUAUCGCUCAAGGGCCAACUAGCCAAAGAACAGAGCAGAGCAGAGGCUCUUUCUGCACAGGUCAUGCAGCUUUCCGCUGAACUCAAACAUGCAGUCCAAGCAUACAACAACCUCGCAUGCCUCUACAAACCAAUUCUCCGUAACAUCGAGAGCAGCCUAAUGAAAAUGAAGCAGGACAGCUUUGUAACAGUCCAAUGAUACAGAAGAAAUCAGAGAUUGCAGAAGAAUUUCAGCUGUGGGUCGUGAAAAUCACUGCAUAGCCCUUUAUGUACUAUGUUGUGUUAGCAUUAUGCAAUUAGUGUGUUGCAAGCUUGUAAGGCCCCUGUCAUUUGGUGGGAAAGAGUUGUGUAGUUAUUGGGUUGUGCAGGAGCAUGCCAUCCACUCACUUAGGCCUCGUUUGGAUGCACAGCCGAAUCAAUUUGGAAAUGUUCAGUUUCACAGCAUCAUGGAUUGUAGUGAAAUACCUUUCCGAGCCGGAACAAGAAGGUGAUUGCAAUGUGGGAGCCCAAAUAGUCAAGAUGCAUCCAAACACUUGGGAUGGGAGGCAUGCUUAUCAUUUUUUAUUUUUAAAAAAUAUUUUUUAAUUUUUGGUCCUGGACAGAGAUGGUCAUUUGGGAAUUCUCAAUUCUAGAAGAGGUGAUGCAAGUCCUCCAUUGCCCCUUAUCUAUCAUACCAUAUCUGAAGAAAAUCCUGGGCUUGACUUUGCUUUGCUUCACGGCCAAAGCAAACGGUCAAAGAACAAAAAGUAAAUAUAUUUUGUAUUGA